Messenger RNA from Peromyscus maniculatus bairdii (prairie deer mouse), 1927 nucleotides. Lineage: Eukaryota; Metazoa; Chordata; Mammalia; Rodentia; Cricetidae. The record is from RefSeq and is a predicted model, not a curated record.
GCGGAGUCCCAGGAAGUGACGCCCCCUGCUGCGCCGGCGGAGACUUUUGCUAAGCGGGCGACCUUUAGCCGGCGAUGGAGAACCGAGCGGUGUACGGACCCACUACCGAGGCGGCCCCGGGUGCCGGCAGGGGCGGCCUGGCCGCCUGCUUCACUCUGGGCCGGCUCUCAAGGCCUCAGCGCGUUCUCAAGGGCUUGCAGCUGCUGCUGUCCCUGCUGGCCUUCAUCUGCGAAGAGGUUGUGUUCGAGUGCACGCUGUGCGGAGGCUUGUACUUCUUUGAAUUUGUGAGCUGUAGCGCCUUCCUCCUGAGCCUCCUCCUGCUGAUUGUGUACUGCACACCACUGUAUGACAGAGUUGACGCUGGGAAAGUCAAAUCAUCGGAUUUUUACAUCACCCUGGGAACAGGGUGUGUAUUUCUAUUGGCAUCUAUCAUUUUUGUUUCUACCCAUACUGGGACCUCACCUGAAAUAGCUGCAAUUGGGUCUCAGCAGACAUUCCAGGGCGCUGCUUUCUCUGCAAAGGGAAUAAUGUACUCCAAGAGGGCUGAGAAAUAAUUGCCACUCAGAGGGCCUUAGAGGCUGGUCAUCGCUGCUUGGCAGGCUUUUUCCUGGAAAUGAGGAAAGUCUGUUCAGAAGGACACAUUAGAUGCCUACAGUGUACAGUGUUGAUGUUAUUAGAAUCUGGCCACACUUCGAAGUCUUUAAUGGCCUCGCGAGUUUCCCGUGGCUUCUCUAGCCAAUGACCCCAGUGGACAUUCAUUCCCUUGCAGUUCUGGAAGCCAAAUCUUUACCCGAGUGGAAGUGAGGGUGGCAGAAGCUUGUUCUCUGUAGACUCCAGCCCAGGAUUCGUCUCCUCCUUCAGCUCUUGAGAUGCACAGCUCUUCCAGGGCUCCAGCCUCGCUACCUCACAUCCUCUUCUUUUUUUCCUUUCCCCUCACACUGAGUUUAGUUAGGACUACUCCCAGGAGCAUGGGCAACUUGCCAGGGGCCAAAACACUGAGGAAAAUGUCUCUUUUCCAGAAAGAAAUUUUAAAAUCUGAUGGUUCAUUUUCAAAAAUGCCUCGAACCAGCUUAGGUCCUGCUACAGAUGAACAGAAAACACAAGACCCCUGCUAAUACCUGCUAGUCUAGCUAUUCCUCCCCACCCACACUCUGUUAAAUUACCUGCCGCCCCCAAAGUAGAGGUUUAGAGUAGAAAAUUAUAGCUAAACUGGCCUGCCGAAGUAAGACACUGUGUGUAAAAGUUGCAGCAAUUACUUUUUAGUACAGCACGGCUGUCACACUGAUGGUGACUGGAGACACAGUGAAGGAAGCAACUUAUACAAGAAAGCAUUUAACCGGGGGCUUGCUCACAGUCUCAGAGGUUUAGUGCAUGGUCAUCAUGGCAGGAGGCAUGCAGCAUGCAGGCUGGCUGGAGCAGUAGCUGAGAGCUUACAUGUUGAGACAAGGACCGCAAGGCAGAGAGUGAGCCAACUGGAAUGGUGUGGGCUUCUAAAACCUUAAAGACCACUCGCAGAGACACACCUCCCUCAACAAGGCCACGCCUCCUAAUCCUCGCCAAAUAAUUCCACCAACUGGUGGUACCAAGCCUUCAAAUAUACGAGCCUAUGGGGGCCAAUACGUAUCUUGCCCUGAGUUCUUUCCUCCACCCAAAGUGUCAUGCAGUGAGCAGGACACCCUGACCAAUACUGGAAAGAAACUUUGGAACACCGGUGUCAUAGCUGGGGAUUGUGGUACACACGUGUGUAAUCUCAGCACUAGGAAGGUGGAGAGGCAGGAGAAUUGUGAGUUCCAGGCUAGCUGGGGCAACAUAACAAGACCUUGUCUCAGAAACAAAACCAGCAGUGCACUGUAGACAUGCAUGUCUGCGGCUUGUUUCAUUUUCCAAGAGACACAGGAGGUGUCAGGAAGGUGCCCACUCCAGCAGU